Molecule: messenger RNA, 3852 nt
Organism: Penicillium argentinense
Lineage: Eukaryota; Fungi; Ascomycota; Eurotiomycetes; Eurotiales; Aspergillaceae
Product: 5-oxoprolinase
Exons: 2
Coding region: 1-3852 (1283 amino acids)
Biological process (GO): glutathione metabolic process
Cellular component (GO): cytosol
Molecular function (GO): 5-oxoprolinase (ATP-hydrolyzing) activity
Source: RefSeq, a predicted model, not a curated record
AUGGCUGACUCCGGGAAGAUCACCAUCUCCAUCGACCGCGGGGGAACCUUUACCGAUGUCCACGCUAUUGUGCCUGGUCAUUCAGAUAUUAUCCUGAAGCUCCUCUCGGUCGACCCCGCACAUUAUCAAGAUGCCCCAACCGAGGGUAUCCGCCAGAUUCUCGAGCUCGCGACCGGUGAGCCUCAUCCUCGUGGGCGACCACUGAAGCUCGACCGUAUUGGAUGCCUUCGCAUGGGCACCACAGUGGCCACCAAUGCCUUGCUGGAGCGCAAAGGAGCGCGUUCAGCCCUGUUCACCACUAAGGGCUUCCGUGAUCUGCUCAAAAUUGGUGACCAGUCCCGCCCUGCUAUCUUCGACCUGACCAUGGCACGCCCUGGAGUGCUCCCAGAGGAAGUCGUGGAAGUCAACGAGCGAGUGGUUCCGUGCCACCCUGCAGCAGAUAGCGAUUGUUUCUCGGGCGCUCGCGUGGUAGAGGGCAUCACCGGCGAGAAGUUCCGUGUUGUGCAAGAAUUGGACCUUGCCCACGUGCGAUCGGAGCUGCAGCGCCUGAAGGAAGCAGGCUACCAAUCACUCUCAGUGGCACUUGUGCAUUCAUUCGCCUACCCUGAUCACGAACGCCAAAUUGGAGAGAUCGCUGAACAAAUGGGGUUCUCGGUCACACUGUCGUCCAAGCUCCAGCCGAUGAUCAAGAUUGUCCCUCGCGGCAUGUCGGCGGCUGCCGAUGCCUACCUGACUCCCGUCAUCAAGACAUAUAUCGACUCAAUUUCAUCGAGCUUUGAAGGUGGACUGGAAAAAGAACAGGAUUGCCGGUUCGAAUUCAUGCAGUCAGAUGGCGGUUUGGUCGACUUCCGCAAAUUCAGUGGCCUGAAGGCCAUUCUGUCUGGCCCCGCAGCUGGUGUUGUUGGCUUUGCGGCUACAAGUUGGGACCCCGUUGAGAAGACACCAGUCAUCGGCUUUGAUAUGGGAGGCACAUCUACAGAUGUGUCACGUUUUGAUGGCCAUUUGGAGCAUGUCUUCGGCUCGAAGGUGGCUGGAGUCUUAAUCCAAUCCCCGCAACUCGAUAUCAACACGGUCGCUGCUGGUGGUGGUUCGAUUCUCACCUGGCGCAAUGGUCUCUUCUAUGUUGGCCCCGAAUCUGCCAGCGCCCAUCCUGGCCCAGCUUGCUACCGAAAAGGUGGUCCGUUGACCGUGACCGACGCGAACCUGUUUUUGGGUCGAUUGCUUCCCGAGUACUUUCCUCACAUCUUUGGACCCAACGAAGACCAACCCCUCGACACCGAAAUCACAGCACAGAAGUUCCACGACUUGACUCACAAGAUCAAUGUUGAGCGUCGUCACCAUUUCCAGCCAGAGUACACCCCAGAGGAGGUUGCGCUUGGGUUUCUUAAGGUCGCUGACGAGUCGAUGGCCCGGCCGAUCCGCAAUCUUACCGAAGCUCGUGGCUUCGAGACUGCUUCCCACCACCUGGCAUGCUUUGGUGGUGCUGGUGGUCAGCAUGCCUGUUCUGUGGCUGACUCACUGGGGAUCUCUCGCAUCAUUGUCCACAAGUAUUCUUCGAUCCUGUCAGCGUAUGGCCUAGCCCUAGCCGAGGUGGUGAAAGAAUCCCAAGAGCCAGUGUCCACCGACUACCUGUCUUCUCACGCAGACCUACUUCAACGCUUUGAUAACAUGGCUUCUGUUGCCACCAGCGAGAUGCAAUCACAAGGAUUCCCUUCCAGCCAAGUGCGCCACGAACAGUACCUGAACAUGCGGUAUGAAGGCUCCGACACCAGUCUCAUGAUCCUGCGGCCUGAGAACUCGUCAGAUUUCAUGGCAGAAUUCCGUGAGCGUCAUCGUCGCGAAUUUAAUUUCAACUCUGAACGUCCGGUCCUCGUCGACGACAUUCGUGUACGCACAAUUGCUUCGUCCAAAGUCCGCACGGAGCGAAGCCCCUUGGUACAACUGAAGGACACUACCAUCCACGAUGUGAAAACGGCCCCGGCAAACACGACAACUGCCUAUUUUGAUGGCUACUCGAAACGCGUGGACACGCCAGUUUACCUGCUUGAUCAGCUAGAGAAGGGAUCCCGAGUGGCUGGUCCUGCUGUGAUCAUCGACAAAACCCAGACAAUUGUCGUUGUUCCCAAUGCAGUGGCAAACCUCCUUGAGACCUGUAUUGUCAUUGACCUACAAGAUAAACUAGCUGUCCCUGUCUCUGAGACCCAGGUCUCCUCAGAGAUUGACCCCAUCCGACUCAGUAUCUUUGGUCAUCGAUUCAUGUCUAUUGCCGAGCAGAUGGGCCGGACUUUGCAGAAGACGUCUGUUUCGACUAACAUCAAGGAGCGCUUGGAUUUCUCUUGUGCCCUAUUUUCUCCCGACGGAGGACUUGUUGCAAACGCUCCGCAUGUCCCGGUCCACCUGGGAUCUAUGCAGUUUGCCGUCCGCUACCAGCACGAAAAAUGGCUGGGCAAUCUGAAGGAUGGCGAUGUGCUUGUAGCCAACCAUCCUACUUGUGGCGGAACUCACCUUCCUGACAUCACUGUCAUUACCCCUGUCUUUGACCGACCGGGGGGAACCGAAAUCAUGUUCUAUGUUGCCUCGCGUGGUCACCACGCCGAUAUUGGUGGAAUUCUCCCAGGAUCGAUGCCGCCCAAGUCUACUGAGCUGUGGCAAGAGGGUGCUGCCAUUGAAGGUGACAAGAUUGUCAGUAAUGGUAUCUUGGACGAGGCGCGUCUCAUUGAAUUGCUGGUCACCAAACCGGCCCAGUACCCCGGUUGUUCCGGCGCGCGCUGCAUCAGUGACAAUCUGUCCGAUCUCAAGGCUCAGAUUGCGGCCAACACUCGCGGUAUAAGUCUGAUCCAAACACUCUUUACCGAGUAUGGAGUAGAGACUGUUCAGAAAUAUAUGUACGCCAUCCAAGCGACCGCUGAAACCGCUGUGCGCAAUCUCCUCAAGGGACUAUGUCAAAAGUUCGGUGGUCAACCCUUAGAGGCAGUUGACUACAUGGACGACGGUACCCCUAUUCGCCUGAAGGUUACCAUCGAUGGAAACGAUGGCUCAGCAGUCUUCGACUUUGCGGGCACCGGACCAGAAGUGUAUGGCAGUUGGAAUGCGCCCAUCGCGAUCACACACUCGGCUAUUAUUUACUGCUUGCGCUGUAUGAUCAACGCCGAUGUUCCGUUGAACCAAGGCUGCCUGGCUCCUAUCGAUAUUCAGGUCCCCUCUCCCAGCAUUCUGUCCCCCACCAAGACGGCUGCCGUGGUCGGUGGCAAUGUGGUCACCUCACAACGCAUCACAGAUGUUGUCUUCAAGGCCUUCCAAGCUUGCGCGGCCUCUCAAGGCUGCUGCAACAAUCUGACCUUCGGCACUGAUCCCAAAGUUGAUCCCGACACUGGGGCUGUGAUCAAGUCUGGCUUCGGGUACUACGAGACCAUUGCUGGCGGCAGUGGUGCCGGGCCAACCUGGAAAGGUGAAUCUGGCAUUCAUGUUCAUAUGACCAACACCCGUAUCACCGACCCUGAGAUCCUUGAGAAGCGCUAUCCAACAUUGCUCCGUCAAUUCACUCUGCGCGAGGGAUCUGGUGGCCAAGGCAAGAAUCCUGGAGGCGAGGGUGUGAUCCGAGACAUCGAGUUCCUUGCACCGAUCCAAUGCUCGAUCCUUUCCGAGCGGCGUGUGCAUCGGCCUUAUGGCCUGGAAGGUGGCGGGGAUGCACAGACUGGUCUGAACCAGUGGAUCACCAAGGAUGCUGAGACCGGCCAGGAGCGUCGCAUCAAUAUUGGUGGCAAGAACACGGUCUCCAUGAAGACACAUGACAGAAUCCUCAUCAUGACUGCCGGUGGCGGUGGUUGGGGUGCAGUAGAGGCAGCAGCAUAA